AUGACAGGAAAAGAUGGAAAAGUACUGGUCGCUGACCUUCCCAUGAUGUACCCGAAGGACCUUUUGCGUUUUGAAAAAGAAGGUGGUGUAUGGGGUCAACAAUAUCGUGUGCGCCGUCAACAACUGACGCUGGCAGUUGGGGCUGCUGCGUUUUCAACUUUGUUGGGAAUCGGAUACGUGAGGCGGCGGCGCAAUACCGGUUUUGUGGUGUUCAGUACCUUCACUGGUUUUACCGUCCUCGGGUUUUGCCUUGGCGCAACCCUCUCACCAAUUAUAUAUCCAAAUGUCGCUAGCAACCGGGAGACGUCGAUGAUGCGCCGCGUCUGGUGGGCAAAGGAAUGCGCUAAGCACUGGGAUUACUCGCAGAUGGAUGGAAAUUCAUGGCAUGCAGCACACCCGCACGACAGAUUGCCGCAGCAACUAAAAGGCAAUAAUGAGGAAUGCGCUACCGCUUGA
Trypanosoma brucei brucei TREU927 is the source of this 456-nucleotide messenger RNA. RefSeq lists its product as hypothetical. NCBI's taxonomy places the organism in Eukaryota, Euglenozoa, Kinetoplastea, Trypanosomatida, Trypanosomatidae. The transcript has a single exon. The coding region runs from base 1 to 456 and encodes 151 amino acids. The record is from RefSeq and is a predicted model, not a curated record.